AUGGCUACCGAUUCGGGGGAGCCGGCUAGCACCGAAGAGUCAGAGAAACCUGAUGGAGUUUCUUGGGGAAAUAGAGUUCUUCCGGCCGAUGCCGCUUUGUUGAUGGAGAUUAAACUGAAGAAGAGUGCCAGGACCUUCUCUGCUUCUGGGGAAACCACGGAGAAGACGAGAGUCUUCAGGAAGAGCAAGGAGAUGACGGAAGACGACGUCUCUCCCAAAGACGAGAGUGCCCAGCGGGCCCAAAGAACAGCUCCACUUUCAACAAAUGGACUGGGAGGAGGUGGACGAGAGGGCAAACCCGAACAAGGGUCAAAGCCCAAUUGUGAAGCCUCUAAAGAUUGUCUCAAGGAGAAAAGCGAAAAGGAGAUGGAAGAAGAGGCGGAAAUGAAGGCAGUAGCUACUUCCCCAAGUGGCCGCUUCCUGAAAUUUGACAUUGAACUGGGCAGAGGAGCCUUCAAAACAGUGUUUAAAGGGUUAGACACAGAGACGUGGGUGGAGGUCGCCUGGUGUGAGCUGCAGGACCGGAAGCUGAGCAAAGCUGAGCAGCAGAGAUUCAAAGAAGAAGCCGAGAUGCUGAAGGGUCUUCAACACCCCAAUAUUGUCCGCUUCUAUGAUUCCUGGGAAUCCACAGUGAAAGGGAAAAAGUGCAUCGUCUUGGUGACCGAGCUCAUGACAUCGGGCACCUUGAAGACGUACUUGAAACGGUUUAAAGUCAUGAAGCCAAAGGUAUUAAGAAGCUGGUGCCGGCAGAUUUUGAAGGGCCUCCAGUUCUUGCAUACAAGGACGCCGCCCAUCAUCCACCGGGACUUGAAGUGUGACAACAUUUUCAUCACUGGUCCGACUGGCUCGGUGAAGAUUGGAGACUUGGGCCUGGCUACCUUGAUGCGCACAUCAUUUGCCAAGAGUGUCAUUGGAACCCCGGAGUUCAUGGCUCCCGAGAUGUACGAGGAGCACUACGAUGAGUGUGUGGACGUCUACGCCUUCGGCAUGUGUAUGCUGGAGAUGGCCACUUCCGAAUAUCCGUACUCCGAGUGCCAGAAUGCCGCUCAGAUCUACCGUAAAGUGACCAGUGGGAUCAAACCAGCCAGCUUCAACAAGGUGACUGAUCCAGAAGUGAAGGAGAUCAUUGAAGGGUGCAUCCGCCAGAACAAGCGGGAAAGGCUGUCCAUCAAGGACCUCUUAAACCACGCAUUUUUUGCGGAAGAUACGGGGCUGAGGGUGGAGUCGGCGGAGGAAGAUGAUGGUUUAAAUUCCUCGUUGGCGUUAAGACUCUGGGUUGAAGACCCGAAGAAACUGAAGGGCAAACACAAGGACAAUGAAGCUCUGGAAUUCAGUUUUAAUUUAGAAACGGAUGUCCCCGAAGAAGUGGCGUAUGAGAUGGUAAAGUCUGGCUUCUUCCACGAGAGCGAUUCCAAGGCAGUUGCCAAGUCCAUUCGUGACCGGGUAGCUCUAAUCAAGAAGACCAGGGAGAGGAAGCAGGCCGGCUCCUUGGGGGCUGAACGCCGCCAAGAUUCUCAAGGCAGGCCUCUGCAGCAGACUGCUCCUCAGCUGCCCGGGAUGGAGUGUGAAGAGACGGAGGCUGAUCAGCACACUCGCCAGCAGCUCUCCCAAAAACAACACUGUCCCGCCUCGCUUCUCGUUGAUGGUUUGCCGGAGGCAGGAGUUGGGAUGGUCAAGUGUUCCGAUCCUUCGAGUCGACGCCCGGCGGCCUACCGCCCAGAUCCAGUGGUGGUUCCUGCCAAGGUUCCGCACGUCCCUCCGGCCAAAGCCCGACUUCCAGGGCACCUAUACCCUCCCCAGCAGCUGGUGGGACAUUACCAGCAAAUGCCAGGGGUGCAACAACAGGCAAGCCUCAGUCAGCCCCAGAUGUUGUCGUGUCAAGCCACUCUGACACCAGUAGCUGCCGUCCAGCAGUUCUCCCAGAGAAUGGAGCCCCAGCAGACCUUUGGAGCAGAUGGACAGCCCUCAAAUCCACCGACCUUACCCUCUGCCCAGCACCCUGCAGGCAUCAUGCUCGAUCCCAGCCCCCGGAACGGGAGUCAGAUGGCAGGCCCGAUACUGGAUGCUGAGCAGCCCUCGGGCUUCUUGCCAAAUCCACCCACGGCUCAGUAUGUGACUGGCACUCAGGGUACUCUCGGGGCCACCCAGCAGCUUCCCGCCUCUCUGGCUGGCCAUCAAGGAGCCCAGCUCACUGCCCCACAGCUGCCUUUAGUGUCCCAAGCAUAUGCCGUGGUCCAGCAGGAUUCGGGCCCUCUUUGUGCAGGGCCGCAGCCUAGCUACUAUCCGGUGCCUCGCCCGCCUCCAGCAGCGGCUUUGCUGAUGAAGGCUGUGGAGGUGACCCAUGAUUCUGGGCUCCAGGAGGCUGAGGCUCAGGUUGUCCUGCAGCCACCAGAGAGUGAUGGGAGAGCAGGCUUGAUUUCCCUCGGUGAACAGCAGCCCGUCUUCGCGGUGAAGCCGUCUGAGCUGCUGCCUUACCCCACAUAUCCCGUGCAGGUUCCUGCUCCUGAGCAAUCCUCUUACCCUGUGCCGCCCCAACCCCAGUAUGGCACACCACCUGCUUACGCCGUCCCUGCUCCGGCAGUGCGGUCUCUUUAUCCAGCCCCUCUCCCUGGACAGCCUGCAGCCUGUUGUGCCCAGCCUCCUUACCUGGAGAAGCCAGCCUACAUCAUGCAAGGGACUUACACUGGGCAGCCUAGGGAUCAGCCUCCUUACCCCGUCCUCCCUCCUGAGCAUUUUCCAUAUGCAGGGCAAGCAGCUCCCUCCCUCCAGGCCACAGACCAGGCAAAGCUCUUGGGCCACCACGCACACUCAGAUCGGCCACAGUACGUGGCUACGCCACUGCCACCGCCGCCGUCAUACGUCGUGCCAGCCUCGGAGCCCCAGGUGCAUCUAGGCCAGCUACCAGACAUUCCUUUGGCACGCGUGGAGCAGAAGGCCCAGCCGUACUCGACAGAGGCGAUGGCGGCUGUUCCGAAGGUGAAAGUCAACAGGGGGAAUGAGCAGCUCCGAGGCCCAGCUUCUUCACUAGCCAUUGGUGCUCCGAGGGCUGGGGAAUGCCAGCCGUGUCCCUUCCCACAGCAGCCUUGUCCCCAGGCCCCACUGCAGUCCUCGGGCUUUCAAGCUCAGCAUCCCCAGCAACAGAGUGUCCAGAGUCUUUUCUUGAAGUUCACGUUCCCUCCACAUCAGCAGGCAGUUCACCCUUCUCAUCUACCAGCACCGCUGCCCCAUGAGCUGCCAACUCCAGAAGGUUCUCAGAGUCAGCAGCAACUUCCAUAUGGCCAGCCUGGUGCCUUCCAGCAGACCCACCGCCAGGCCCAGCAAGCACCAGCUCUAGUUCCCAACUUGGCCCAGCAUUCUCAGCAGUCCCAGCAGUCCCCCGUGCUGCAGACCACCGAAUGCAGCCAGACUCUGCCUUGCCAGCAGCACCAGCCUGCAUACAGCCAGCCACAGUGGCAGCCACCAUUAAGCCAAGCAGUCGGCUCCGGGCCUUCGGAAUUGCUGUUGUUGCAGCAACAGCAGCAGCAGGCCCUUUAUCAGACUUCAGGGGCAGCCCUUCUUCCCACGCAGCCAGCCCCGAAUAGUCCAGCACAGGCCUCGUUUCCUGCCCAGGGCAUUCCUGGCCUGCAGACCCAGGCCCAGCAUCAGGCUUUAAAAGGCCAGAACGUUCUCAAGAGCUCCCAGCCUGGAUCCCAGCCGCCUGUGCGAGACCUCCAAUCAGCUCUGCCUAAAGCAGAUUUAGGCCGAGGACCCCCGGGGCUGCUUUUUUCUGAACGCCUCAAUGGCGCUCUGCCUGGCGUGCCCCACGCGGGGAGCCCGGGCACCUCCCUGCUUGUGCUCCUGUUCAUCGCUGCCUCCAGCCUCAUAAACCUUGGUGCUGAUGUAGUAGCAUCGAAGGAUGGUACCAGUGGGUUCGAGAACCUUAUUGGAAAUGGGAAACAGGACCGGAUGAAACAGAGAAGAGCUUCGUGUCCUCGACCAGAGAAGGGGCCCAGAUUCCAGUUAACCGUCCUCCAGGUUUCGCUGUUUGGCGAUAACAUGGUGGAGUGUCAGCUGGAGACUCACAAUAACAAGAUGGUCACGUUCAAGUUCGAUGUGGACGGAGACGCUCCUGAGGAUAUCGCCAACUACAUGGUGGAAGAUAACUUUGUGCUAGAGGGCGAGAAGGCAAAGUUUGUGGAAGAAUUGCAGGGGGUGGUGCGCCAGGCCCAGGAUCUCCUUCGCACCCUCCCUGGUGGGGAGUCGGCUCCAUCGGAAUCUAGCAGCUAUCAAACAGGAUCCGCUGAACAAACACAGACGAAUGCCACCUCAGCUCAAGGCUGCAUGGACUCGGCCCCUCAGUCCUCCCCAGUGGGUCGCUGGAGGUUCUGUAUCAAUCAGACCACCCGCAAUCGUGAGCCCCAGUCUCCUCCUGCUCUCCAGCAUGCUGAGGCAAAGCUCCCAGACAGACCCCCCCCUCUGCCUUUUCCUUGUUCGUCCUCUGGUGAGCCCUUCUCACAAGAUACACUUCUCAUUGUGUCAGCCAGCUCGCCCCAGGGCGAGCUCUCGGCUUCCGAAGCAGAGCCCAAGGAUUUGGCAGAUGGCAAGAUUUUGGAAUGUGCUGGUCCUGAAACUGAACAGCCAGCCCCUCUUCAUCAGCCGGAAGAGAGCAGAGCGCCACCGCUCCAUUUCGCUUCAGUACAUCUUGCUCACAUCAAGUUCGAGGAGUCCAUUCACCAAGUCCCCGGCACACACCUGCCUGCGUAUCCGGGGCACCGAGCUGAGGGCCACCCGGAUUUAGGUGUUGCCCACCCUGGAGAGUCACCCGCAUUCACAGAGAGCCCAGUUCCACUGCAGAUGGGUGUGUCGGAGCCGAGCCCUCCGUCCUCCUCAGCGCAGAGGCCACCUAGGUGUGACACCUUGGCCUCUCGAGAGGGUGCAGCUGCCGUGGGCAUGGAAGCCGCACCCUGUGCCCCUCAGUUGGCCGGGCUGGCCCAGAGCCCAGGCCUUGAUCCAGCCCCUCUUCCUUCUUCCUUGGUGCCUGAGGGAGAUGGCGAAAGACCUCCAAAGCUAGAAUUUGUAGACAACCGAAUUAAAACCCUGGAUGAGAAAUUAAGGAACCUGCUGUACCAAGAGCACAGCACAGCCGGUCUCUACCCCGAGAGUCAGAAGGACGGCCCGAACCUCGAGUCUCCGUUUUCUUCUUCCUCUUCGGCCGAGGAGACUCUCUGUGGCCCUGGGCCUGAAGUUCUGGGUGCGGGGUACCACAGAAGCCGGGGCAGCCCCACGCAGCGGGCUGGUACACAGCAGGCCCACUCGGAGCUUCUGGCGCUCUCUGCCGUGGAUCAGCCUGCUAAUGUUGCCGUGCUCAAAAGGGAGCCACCCAGCGUGGCCACGUCUGUACCCCGUGAGUUGGGUUUGCGUGAGGUGCCCCUGGACGCUUCCCUUCCAGGGGAUCCCGAAGCCUACCCUGCUACUGGGUUGAGCGGUGGUGGCGGUGGCAGCGGCGGCAAUGGCGGUGGUGGCGGCCGCAGCAGCACCUUCCAUCUACACACAGGAGGUGGAUAUCUUGGCCUAAGCCUCACUUGUCCUAGUCUCAGAGAUCCGGAGACGGCGGCGGCGGCGACGACGAGAGCAGAAGUUACUCCAGCCUCACUGCCUCAGGCAGGAGAAUCUGCCUUUCUCGACAAGUGCAUGGCGACUGGCUCAUUUCAGCGGGGCAGGUUCCAGGUUGUCACCGUGCCCCAUCAGCAGGUGAGUAAAGUUGCUUCUGGUGACAAAGACGGUGUACCCACCGCCAUUCAAGGCCUUGCCGAUCCCAGCACAGAUGAUGGAAAAGAGACUACUUGGCUUUCUUCGGUCACUCUCGGCUCUCUCCAUGAACCUCACAAAGAUGAUGACCGAGAUGGGGAGAACCUUUUAUCUCUCAGCACAUGUGAGACUGAUCCAGCCUCCGUGACUCCAGAGAAAGAUACCUCUGCUCCAGAAAGCAGUGCGCAGUCCGGGCCCGAGCUGUGGCUUAAGGACAGGCCUGGCGAGGCCGUUUGGACACAGCUGAGCUCGGAGAGUGAAUCUUCAGCUCCUCUUGGCCCCUCUGAAGAAUUAGGGGGAAGCCCUGGGGCAGUCCAAGAAGGAUCCCCCUAUGUGCAGACCCAGAGCACACUCUUCUAUUCUCCAUCCUCCCCAAUGAGCAGUGACAACGAAUCUGAAAUCGAAGACGAGGACCUGAAAGUCGAGCUUCAGAAAUUACGGGAAAAGUGA
Gracilinanus agilis (Agile Gracile Mouse Opossum) is the source of this 6237-nucleotide messenger RNA. RefSeq names its product serine/threonine-protein kinase WNK3-like. Gene Ontology annotation, cellular component: cytosol; cytoplasm. The record is from RefSeq and is a predicted model, not a curated record. Gene Ontology annotation, molecular function: chloride channel inhibitor activity; ATP binding; potassium channel inhibitor activity. Gene Ontology annotation, biological process: protein phosphorylation; negative regulation of sodium ion transport; positive regulation of sodium ion transmembrane transporter activity. NCBI's taxonomy places the organism in Eukaryota, Metazoa, Chordata, Mammalia, Didelphimorphia, Didelphidae. The transcript has 22 exons. The coding region runs from base 1 to 6237 and encodes 2078 amino acids.